AGAUGAGGGAGGCAGUAGUCAGUAGCAGUGAGAAGUUGAGGGGCAGUGGAUGGAUGGCUGGGAGGGGACACACUGUGUAUGUGUGUGACCUGUGACCCGCAGUAAUCUGCUGCAGGAAUGACAGGCAUUCAGCCGAGCAGGAACACAGGAGCCCCGGCUACAUCGGACCGCCGACAUACUGCACGGCUCUCAGCAGCAUCACGAGAAAGGAAAUGAACCCAUGGGAUUGUUUUUGCUGGUAAUGCACGGCCAAGGGAGCAUGAGAGACGCCGGACUGUAAUACAAAGGGCCCCUCUUGGAGCUGGAGCGAUGGGCCAGACCUCCGUAUCCACUCUGUCUGGGCAGGCGAGCAGCGUUGAUGGGUUGGACAAAGCUUCCAUUGCAAACUGUGAUGCACCAAACUCAGGCAAUCAAUCACCUCCCUUGAAGAGGAAAGGAAGGCUCUCCUCUAUAGGCAAGAUUUUCAAGCCCUGGAAAUGGAGAAAGAAGAAGGCCAGUGAGAAAUUCCGGGAAACGUCGGCAGUGUUAGAACGCAAGAUUUCCAUGAGACAGAGCCGAGACGAGCUUAUAAGAAAAGGAGUUCUCAAGGAAAUACCAGACCAUGAUGGUGAAGCACCAAUAAGCAUGGGAACAUCAAAUGGUCAUACAGUGCCAAUUAGUGAGGAGCCAAGAAAAGAACAGAAGCCCGCAGCAGGAAAUGGAGCAAUAGCCUCAAAAACAUCUGUCUCGGAAGAAAAAUCUGAAGACAAGAAAGAGUCAACUGAAAAGACUGUAGGAGUGCCUGAGUCAAAAACAAAAAAAGCUGUCACAACUUCCAAAAUUUCUGCUGCUUCUGCUGGACCAAGCCAUAGGAAAGAUGAGCCUUCCAGCAAAAAACCUGCCAAAAGCAUUUCCAAACAGCUGUCUGCUCCGGCACUUAAGAUAACAGGUCGAGCAGGCACACAAGAGAGUAAUGUCUCUUCAAGUACCCGAAAAACAGCUGCCACUAAGACGUCUUCUUCCACACUGGCAUCAACUUCUUCCAGGCCAAAAGCUUCAAAAGAGCAGUUAUCCAGCAAAACUGGGAACUCUACCACUCCAAGAGCCAAAAAAUUGCCCAGCAAAUCUUUAUCUGUGGAUCAGCCUAUGUUGUCGCAUACUAGUGCUACAGGCCUAAAAAAACGGGACAGGACUGAGCAGGCUACUCAGCAGAUGGACUCUGAGAAACAAGAGACUGGUCCCACAGAAAAUACCCCCACAGAACAGCAGCAAAAGUCCACUUCUCCUGCUGUAAAGCAUCAUUUAAAAUUUCAGUGCAAUAUAUCUAAUGCACCGCAAGAGGAAAGUCAACACGAUGACUCUGCCACUGUUAGUGAAAGUGUACAGUCAGCAGAAAACAGAAGUGACAGCCAAACUAGCUUAGAAAUAACUGGCGUGGAUGAAGAAAAUACUGAAAGUGAGUUUCCUUUGGAAAGUCAGGAAGACACCUCAAGCCUUAAAAGCCAGGAGACAACAGAUGAACCUUCUGACACUUCAGUCAUUCCAGAUGGAGAUAGUGAAGGCAAAGAGAACCAAACGAGUGAUUCUGACUCAGAUGGACCCAUCCUGUACACAGAUGAUGAUGAUGACGAUGAUGAUGACGGCACAGAAAGUAAAUUAGCAAGUAAAAUCCGCCGUAGAGAUACGCUUGCUAUAAAACUUGGAAACAGACCAUCUAAGAAAGACCUAGAAGACAAGAAUAUUUUGCCUCGUAAUUCUGAAGAAGAGCGUCAGGAGAUGUGGCAGCAGAUUGGAACAAAGCUAGUGAGGAGACUUAGUCAAAGGCCCACCUGUGAAGAGCUGGAGCAAAGAAAUAUCUUAAAACAAAAAAAUGAAGAAGAGGAGCAGGAAGCAAGAAGAGAACUGAAGCGAAGGCUUACUCGCAAGCUCAGCCUGAGGCCCUCAGUGGCUGAACUGCAGGCCAGGCGUAUCUUGUGCUUCAAUGAAUAUGUAGAGGUUACAGAUUCUCUGGACUAUGACCGCCGAGCUGAUAAACCCUGGGCAAGGUUAACUCCUGCUGAUAAGGCUGCCAUUCGAAAAGAACUUAAUGAAUUUAAAAGCACAGAAAUGGAAGUACAUGAAGAAAGUCGACAGUUUACAAGAUUUCACCGUCCGUAAUGGAAAAACAGCAAGUUAUCCUGGGAGUUCAUAUUCAGGAAAUGGGAAUCUUCCCAUAAAUUAACACUGUACUGAACCUUCUCAGCAUGGGCACAUUUAUGGAGCUUAAAUGAAUACCAUGAAGGAA
Messenger RNA from Nanorana parkeri, 2263 nucleotides. RefSeq names its product phosphatase and actin regulator 2 (gene PHACTR2). Bases 310 to 2136 code for a protein of 608 amino acids. Gene Ontology annotation, biological process: actin cytoskeleton organization. Gene Ontology annotation, molecular function: actin binding. Lineage: Eukaryota; Metazoa; Chordata; Amphibia; Anura; Dicroglossidae. The record is from RefSeq and is a predicted model, not a curated record. The transcript has 13 exons.